AUGGAGCAGGAGGAGGAGGAGGAGGAUAUAGACGUGGAAGAUCCCAACUGGCUGAUGCCGCUCAUGACUCUCAGAAUAGCCACAGAUGCCCCCUGCAUAGAUUGGCACUUCUGGAGCAGAGCCAGAAGUGCAGACUGCUCUAACAUUUUUGAAAGAAAUUCUAUGCUGGAGAAUCAGCCUCAGAAGCACUAUGGAAUAACAUCUCCAAUUAGCUUGACUCCUCCUAAGGAAAUAGAUUAUAUUUACACUCAGAAAUUAAUUGAAGCCAUGAAGCCAUUUGGAGUAUUUGAAGAUGAGGAAGAACUAAAUCACAGGCUGAUUGUUCUUGGUAAAUUGAAUAAAUUAGUCAAAGAAUGGAUUUCAGAACUCAGUGAGAGUAAGAACCUCCCACCUUCAGUUGUAGCAAAUGUUGGUGGGAAAAUAUUCACAUUUGGGUCCUAUAGGCUUGGAGUACACACCAAAGGUGCUGACAUAGAUGCUCUUUGUGUUGCUCCUAGACAUGUGGAAAGAUCAGAUUUCUUUCAGUCAUUCUUUGAAAAGCUAAAGGUUCAAGAUGGAAUCAGGAAUUUAAGAGCAAUAGAAGAUGCGUAUGUACCAGUUAUCAAGUUUGAAUUUGAUGGUAUUGAGAUUGAUCUUGUGUUUGCAAGGCUGGCUGUACAGACUAUUUCUGAUAACUUGGAUCUUCGAGAUGAUUCACGUCUAAGGAGCCUGGAUAUAAGAUGUAUACGAAGCUUAAAUGGUUGCAGAGUUACUGAUGAAAUUCUGCAUUUAGUGCCACACAAGGAGAACUUCAGACUAACACUUAGAGCAAUUAAACUGUGGGCAAAACGACGUGGUAUUUAUUCCAAUGUGCUGGGAUUUCUUGGUGGUGUUUCCUGGGCGAUGCUGGUAGCAAGAACAUGUCAGCUCUAUCCACAUGCAUUGGCAUCUACUCUAAUUCACAAAUUCUUCCUAAUUUUUUCAAAAUGGGAAUGGCCAAAUCCUGUGUUGCUCAAACAACCUGAAGAUAGCAAUCUAAAUUUGCCAGUCUGGGACCCUAGGGUAAACCCAUCUGACAGAUAUCAUCUAAUGCCCAUAAUCACGCCAGCCUAUCCACAGCAGAACUCUACGUAUAAUGUGUCUACUUCAACACGAGCAGUAAUGGUAGAGGAGUUCAAGCAAGGUCUUGCUGUCACAGAUGAAAUUCUCCAAGGAAAAUCAGACUGGCCAAAACUCCUUGAACCACCAAACUUUUUUCAAAAGUACAAGCAUUAUAUUGUGUUGACUGCUAGUGCCUCUACUGAAGAGCAUCAUUUAGAAUGGGUUGGUCUAGUUGAAUCUAAAAUUCGGGUACUUGUUGGGAACUUGGAAAGGAAUGAAUUUAUAAACCUUGCACACAUUAAUCCUCAGUCUUUCCCUGUCAACAAGGAACACUGCAAAGAGAGCAACUAUGUAUCAAUGUGGUUCCUUGGAAUAAUUUUUAGGAAAAUGGAAAAUGCAGAAAGUGUUAACAUUGACUUAACAUAUGAUAUACAAUCAUUCACAGAUACAGUUCAUAGGCAGGCAAAUAACAUCAAUAUGCUAAAAGAAGGCAUGAAGAUUGAAGCAACUCAUGUGAAGAAAAAGCAACUGCAUUAUUAUUUGCCUGCUGAAAUCUUACAGAAAAGAAAGAAGCAAAGCAUACCAGACAUUGGUCGAAACAUUAGUGGACUUCCAUCCAAAAGGGCUUCAGUGGAUGUAAGCUCUUUGGAUGGUUCCACGACCACAGACCCAGGAACACGAUAUAGCUCCCCUUCUUUGUUAAACAGGAUCUCUAAAUUGGACAACUCUCUGAUAGAAACAGAAAGGAACACUCUACUUCAGAGAACCAGUGCUGCUACCAGUAGAGAGAAGCCAUUGAAUGUCACUAUGCCAUCAGUGCCUGUUAAAGGACUGUCCAUUCCAGUUAUUGGUUCAAAGACAGAAAUUGCAGGUACAACAAAAGCAGUGCUACCUCCAACUGGAUGCACCAUACCUACAGUAGUAGGACGAAAUGUGAUUCCUCGACUUAUUACACCUCCUUCUGCACAGGGACAACAGCUCCUAAAUGGAAUUUCAACUAUAAACUCUAAAAAUGCUGCACCUAAAAGACCUCAUUCACCUUCCUCAGAAGAAUGCACUAAAAGACUUAAAGAUAUAGAAAAGGUCAUUUUCCUUAUAGCUAUCACCUCUGCUAGAAAAGUUGGCAAACUUGGAGCAGUGAUGGCAGAUUCUCCAUACACUAUAUUCCAUAAGGAUAAGGAUAGCCUUGGAGGAGGGGAAUCCAUGCCUAUUCCAACUAUUGACACAUCAAGAUCACAGAGACUUGCCAGUAAAGAACUACCAGAUUCAUCUUCUCCUGUUCCAACAAAUAACAUUCGUGUCAUUAAACAUUCCAUCAGAUUGACCCUUAAUCGGUAA
Molecule: messenger RNA, 2418 nt
Organism: Trachemys scripta elegans
Lineage: Eukaryota; Metazoa; Chordata; Testudines; Emydidae
Gene: PAPOLG
Product: poly(A) polymerase gamma
Exons: 23
Coding region: 1-2418 (805 amino acids)
Cellular component (GO): nucleus
Molecular function (GO): poly(A) RNA polymerase activity; RNA binding
Source: RefSeq, a predicted model, not a curated record